Molecule: messenger RNA, 516 nt
Organism: Amphimedon queenslandica
Lineage: Eukaryota; Metazoa; Porifera; Demospongiae; Haplosclerida; Niphatidae
Exons: 5
Source: RefSeq, a predicted model, not a curated record
GUUUUUGUUUACUCUUGAAGAAAAUGCAUCAAAUGAAAAUGACCAUGAAGAAGAUCUACCUGUUACUCAUCUCCAGUUAUUGUUGUUGGUGUGGGGUAGUUUCUCUGAUAGCAUUAGGAAGGAGUUACUACUCAAGUGUGUUGCAGCUGUCAAUAAAGUGGCCGAAGAGAAAGAAUCAGGAUAUGUUGUUCCUCCAUUGCCAUGCUGUCGCUUGUUGCUGGUAUUACAGUACAUGGUAUUCAGGUUUAAUGAACCAGUUCAACAACUAGUACAACAGGUUGAUUGUAAUCUAUUACCUGAUUUGUUAGUCAGUCCGCUAAUCAGCACUUGAUCAUGCUGAUAUCAUGUCGUUCCCGUGUGAUCAAGAGUUGCUACUCAAGUGUGUAGCAGCUGUCAAUACAGUAGCCCAAGAGAAAGAGAAUUAUUACUGAAUUAUUAUUACUGAAGAUAUGAGGACUGUACUAAUACUUGAGCAUGACAUUGAUUUCCAACCUAACUUUAAAUCAAAUCUUAAAA